Messenger RNA from Merops nubicus (carmine bee-eater), 959 nucleotides. RefSeq names its product transmembrane protein 110. Lineage: Eukaryota; Metazoa; Chordata; Aves; Coraciiformes; Meropidae. Gene Ontology annotation, molecular function: calcium channel regulator activity. Gene Ontology annotation, cellular component: membrane; cortical endoplasmic reticulum; nucleus. The transcript is spliced from 10 exons. The annotation marks the transcript as partial. The record is from RefSeq and is a predicted model, not a curated record. Gene Ontology annotation, biological process: chondrocyte differentiation; activation of store-operated calcium channel activity; tissue regeneration.
UGAAACGCUUCAGAGAACCAAAGCAUGAAAGACGUCCCUGGAGGAUAUGGUUUUUAGAUACAUCUAAGCAAGCCAUAGGAAUGUUGUUCAUCCACUUUGCAAAUGUCUAUUUAUCAGACCUUACAGAAGAAGACCCUUGUUCACUGUACCUUAUCAACUUCUUGUUAGAUGCCACAUUAGGAAUGCUGCUGAUCUACGUUGGGAUAUGUGCAGUCAGCAGCAUUGUGGAAUGGCAGCAGUGGGACUCCCUUCGCUUCGGUGAAUAUGGUGACCCAGUGCAGUGCAGUGCUUGGGUGGGCCAAUGUGCUCUGUACAUAAUGAUUAUGACAUUUGAGAAAACCAUCAUCAUUAUAGUGCUUCUUAUACCUCAGUGGAAAGAGGUAGCUUUAUUGAAUCCUAUAGAGAACCCCCAGCUGGAGCUGGCCAUCGUCAUGCUGAUAGUUCCCUUCUUUGUUAAUGCAUUAAUGUUCUGGGUAGUAGAUAAUUUUCUUAUGAAAAAAGGGAAGACAAAAGCUAAACUUGAAGAAAAGGAAGCAGGACAAGAUUCAAGAAAUGGAAGUAAAGUCCGAUACAGGAGAGCAGCAUCACAUGAAGAAUCAGAGUCAGAAAUCCUUAUUUCAGCAGAUGAUGAGAUGGAGGAAUCGGACACUGAAGAGGACUUGCGUAGACUGACCAACUUAAAGCCCAUUAAGAAGAAAAAGCAUCGUUUUGGUCUGCCUGCACAAGCACAAUUCACUCCUGUGAAAAAGAAGCGUCCUCCAGUAAAGGAAGAAGACCUCAAAGGAGCCAGAGGAAACCUUUCCAAAAACCAGGAAAUUAAAUCCAAAACCUACCAAGUGAUGAAGCAGUGUGAACAAAUGGGCUCUGCAGCACCCUCCAUAUUCAGCCGGGAUCGGACAGGGGGUGAAACGGUCUUCGAGAAACCGAAAGGCGAGCCGGCCAAGAGCGUCUUUGGCUGA